AUGGCUUCCAGUGUUCCUUACGACCCUUAUAUUCCUCAGCCACAGGCACAACAGCCAACAGGCAAUAACAAGACUCAGGAUAUCCAAAAUGAAAUCAACCAAACAGUCGAUGUGAUGCGCGCAAACAUCAACCAUAUGGCUGAUAGAGGUGGCCAGCUGGACGCACUGCAAGACAAGACAGAUAACCUGGCGGUGGCAGCUCAAGACUUUCGACGAGGAGCCAAUCGUGUGCGCAAGCAAAUGUGGUGGAAGGAUAUGAAGAUGAGAAUGUGUUUGAUUGCAGGUGUCAUUAUUUUGAUUGUGGUUAUUGUUGUUCCCAUUGCUGUGCACUUUUCUUAA
Molecule: messenger RNA, 339 nt
Organism: Magnusiomyces paraingens
Lineage: Eukaryota; Fungi; Ascomycota; Dipodascomycetes; Dipodascales; Dipodascaceae
Exons: 2
Coding region: 1-339 (112 amino acids)
Biological process (GO): vesicle fusion; vesicle-mediated transport
Cellular component (GO): SNARE complex; plasma membrane
Molecular function (GO): syntaxin binding; SNAP receptor activity
Source: RefSeq, a predicted model, not a curated record